This is a messenger RNA of Physella acuta, 953 nucleotides long. RefSeq lists its product as uncharacterized. The record is from RefSeq and is a predicted model, not a curated record. NCBI's taxonomy places the organism in Eukaryota, Metazoa, Mollusca, Gastropoda, Physidae.
UACCGAACGAUGAGUGCACAAGAUGGGUUCACGAGAGUAUACACGUCACGUGUUUAUUUCCAGACUCAAGACCUUUUCAAUCCUCCAGGUAUUUAAAAUGUUAAGUACGUAAAAUCAGCCAUAUGGGAAAGUAAUCCCUCUCUGCAUGGAAGGGGGAAACCCGGUUAAUGUGUUACUCCUGCCGUGCUUUGGCCUCGAUUUGGUAUGAUGUCACGUUGACAUAAACAUGUUAAAAAUACCUUCAAUUAGCAGUUACAUGAAUCUACAGUGGUAACAGGAAUCAAGAUAUGUGUUUUAAAACGAUGGAUAUAUUCCCCAUAGUGAUGAAAAUGGUAUCUACUGUGAAUAUAUUUUAAAACUGAAUUAAAGUAGUUGUGGUGUGUAGAAUAGAAAAGUAGAGGUCUGUAAUGCGAGACGUAUCAGUGGUUGAACCUCAGCAAGUAGCGAGGGAUGUUACAGCAGUGAGGAAAAUGAAAGUUAUAUUUCGUACACUUGUGUACAUUAAAUGAAUGGACAAUAAACGGGAAAGUAGGUAAAUGGAUCCCAAGUUCCUAAUUGCCAUUUGUGGAGUUCUACAACUGGUUUUAUUAGCAGAUGGUGGAUGGCGUCGUAUUGUUGUAGAAGAAAACAUGGAGUUCUUAGAAUUCUGCAGCAUACCACGUGGCGAGAAGUCAAUACAUUGGUAUAUGACAAUCAAAGACAAAACGGCCAAUGUUGUAACUUGUACAAAGCAACCACUGAGGGCGACCGUGUGUAAGCAAGUGACGCCUAUCGCUUAUAUAGACAUUGAGUAUGGAAGUGUCCAGAAUGGAACCAUUUGGACAACAUUUCUGAGAGUGCUCCGCAUGCCCAGAGAACUGACUCAAGUGAAGUGUGUCUCUACAUUCGGGGCAAGUUUAGGGAACACCUAUGAUAUUAAUGUUGUAGGUAAUAGCUGCUUGCUACUUAUGUAA